Molecule: messenger RNA, 2076 nt
Organism: Carassius auratus (goldfish)
Lineage: Eukaryota; Metazoa; Chordata; Actinopteri; Cypriniformes; Cyprinidae
Product: cytoplasmic phosphatidylinositol transfer protein 1-like
Exons: 9
Coding region: 1-1035 (344 amino acids)
Biological process (GO): phospholipid transport
Cellular component (GO): cytoplasm
Molecular function (GO): phosphatidylinositol binding; phosphatidylinositol transfer activity
Source: RefSeq, a predicted model, not a curated record
AUGUCCAAGGGGGUUGUGGCGGUCCUGGGUCCCUCUGCCAGCCCAGCAUCCAACUCCAUCAUCAGUAAUAUCUGCGGAGAGAAAGAGUACAGGAUUGGUCAGCUGUACAUGAUCAGCAAGCACAGUCAUGAGCAGAGCGAGAGAGGAGAGGGUGUGGAGGUGGUGCAGAACGAACCGUAUGAGGACCCCAACUACGGCCCGGGACAGUUCACUGAGAAACGCAUUUAUCUCAACAACAAGCUGCCCAGCUGGGCCAGAGCUGUGGUUCCCAAAAUCUUCUAUGUGACGGAGAAAGCGUGGAAUUAUUAUCCCUACACCAUUACGGAGUAUACAUGCUCUUUCCUGCCAAAGUUUUCCAUCCACGUUGAGACAAAGUAUGAAGACAACAAAGGCAUCAAUGACAAUAUCUUUGAUAAAGUGCUCCGAGAUGAAGAAACGGAGGUGUGCUUUAUUGACAUCGCCUACGAUGAGAUCCCCGAGCGCUACUACAAGGAGUCUGAGGACCCAAGAUACUUUAAAUCCGAGAAGACAACCCGAGGUUUGCUGAAGGAGGGCUGGAGGGACACACAGGAUCCCAUCAUGUGCUCCUAUAAGCUAGUAACAGUGAAGUUCGAGGUGUGGGGACUUCAGACACGUGUGGAGCAGUUUGUUCACAAGGUGGUGAGGGAUGUGCUGUUGCUGGGUCACAGACAGGCUUUCGCUUGGGUUGAUGAGUGGAUUGACAUGACAAUAGAGGAAGUGAGAGAAUAUGAACGAGCCACUCAGGAAGCCACCAAUAAGAAGCUGGGAACCUUUCCGCCAGCAAUUUCCAUCAGCGAGACGCCCCUAGCAGCCUGCGCUCGUAGCGGCCCGUCCAGCGCUCCCUCUACACCCCUCUCCACUGAAGCUCCAGACUUCCUUUCUGUGCCCAAGGACAGACAACGGAAGAAGUCCGCUCCGGAGACCCUGACUCUUCCUGACCCAGCACGGAGAGACUCUGCCUUCCGCCUUCCCAGUCUCUUUUCCUGGGGUCCCAGCACCCCGCAACCCGAGUAAACCUCAGUUCUGGCCUUAAUUUCUGAAAACAUGCCCCAGUAAUUCGUCUGUUUGACACAAUCAAAUCAGUCUCUCUUUAAAUACUGAGAGAUACUUAGUUUCCCAAACGCGUGCACACAGAGUGGCUUCUCAACCUGUCCAACCUCAUGUUUUCACUGGGAGUUAAUUUACAAUAGGCCAAAAAGUGCAUUCUGACAUACAAAAAACACGUUACAGAUCAUUGUUAAAAAUAUCUCAGGAGUUGUCCCGUUGAUAGACAAAGCUGAAUCUUUUCAGAUAUUUUUUUUCUUCUUCUUGCCGAGCCAUUUUUCCUACAUAUGUUGAAUAUGGAUAGGAUUUGUAGCCACUGUUGUUUUGCUGUAGUGGGGUAGUUAACGGUAUAUUCUGCUCUGUUAAUAUUUCAGUUGUGAUAUUAUGUUAACGUGACUUGAUCCUCAGGCUUCUGAAUUUCUCACUCAAAUUAGUGUUUGGACAUGUACUGUAAAAAUCUUGUUUAUAUGAAUCUAGGGUUCAAUUUGAUAGUGGUUUCACUAUGCUCUUGUCUUUAACUUUGACCAGUCCCAUUCCCAUGUACUCAGAAAACCAAGUUAACCCAAUUUUACUGACCUGGCACUUUUGCAUGGUCUGUUGUUAGACGACACGAACUGGAACUUGUCUGUACAUACUGUAGUUUACCUUCAUAAUAUAUUUGAUAGGUUGCUGAGCAUCUGCCAUGUAACUGAGUAUGCUGUUCUACAUUAUAUGUUCUUGGUUGGGAUUAAUGUGAUGCAUUAUUAUCCAUGAAUAUGAAUUAAGUCCUCAAAGAAUGCUUGACGAGUAGACUGUUGUAUAAUCUUUGAGCUCUAAGGAAUGUUUGCUGCUGCUGGCCAAUGUAUACUUUGUAAAUUGAAAAGCUCUUGUAUUCUUGCUGGUUCCUGCAUAUCUGUUCUUUCAAACUUAAGUACUCUUUUCUAAAGGAUUCAGAAAUGCACAUGCCAAAUCUUGGGAAACCAUGCUUUUGAUGUCAACUGCCAUUUGUGAAAUUAAAGCAUUUGCUAUCCA